This is a messenger RNA of Aspergillus welwitschiae, 1434 nucleotides long. RefSeq lists its product as uncharacterized. The transcript has a single exon. Lineage: Eukaryota; Fungi; Ascomycota; Eurotiomycetes; Eurotiales; Aspergillaceae. The coding region runs from base 545 to 817 and encodes 90 amino acids. The record is from RefSeq and is a predicted model, not a curated record.
CAUUCGUAAGCAUGUCAUACUCAGGGCCGCAAGCAGCGGUGCCCGCUAUUCGCGACAAUCGCGUGGAACGUGAAAUGCAACAGAAGACAGAAAAAAAGCAAUUAACUUGCCCUACAUAUGCCUGCUAGCAGCAGCAGCUACUACUGCUGAUGCAAUGCAUGAACUUUGCCGGUGUUCAGAUCAUCUCAUGCACCAAGUGAAGGGGUCGAAGGAGCAGAUUGCAUCCGAUAUCGAUUCACAAGCAAAUCAGCAGUGAACAACAAAGACAAGGGAAGCAAGCCCAAUCGGAUACGAGCCAAAAAGACAACUUGAAACAAUACCUAGAAGCAGUUUUCUUUCAUGUAUUUUUUUUCUCAUUGGGUUAAGGCGAAUUCUCAUGGUGAUUUGGAAUUGCAUCAGAGAGGCGAACAUGUACGGUGUGCAGGUGUGGGUGGAAGGGAAAGUUGGGUGGGUAUGGAAUCUGACCGUUAUUCAACCCGGGGUCCUGGAUAGGAUCAGGCCGGGGGAUAGGGAUGGUGGUGGUCAGCGGCAGACAGACACGUGAAUGCAGCCGACAAGUCUAAAUCUGAUUUCUCAUUUCGAAAUUUGCCAUCAGACAAGGAGAGGAGCAUCUCGGGCCUGCCGUGACUGGCGACGACCUCCAUUCCGGGUAAUCGCUCGUCUUGCGAUGACGAUGCCGAGUGGCCAUUCUGGCGGUGUACACCAGCCACGGGUCCAAUUGAAAGAGGCGAGAGAAGCGACCGGUGGAGUGGUGCUAACUGAACGGAAAUUAAGACUUCGCCUCUUGAAGAAUCAGCGCAUGCGGGCUGCUAUCUAGGGAAUGGCCGUCAGCAAUGGGUCGAGGUGACUUUUUGCGCUCUUACAAGGUAUCGGAUUGGACGUGCUGGUGGCUCUACCACAAUCAUAAACCACACUGCUCAGAAGCCAAUGGCUUAGGGACGAUCAACGACGAUAGGCUUAUUCAGAGAGGAUGCAUAAAUUGUGAGAGUAUUGUCAUACUCAAAUAAAUGAAUAAAGGGAGCUCUCGGGUCAGUGGGCCGAUCAAUCUCGUUCUCGAAGAUUGGCUUUCUCGGACUCGGUUGCAUGAUACCAUUGUUGCCCAACGGAGGCUGCUGAUCGUAUAAAUUUAGUAGUUUGCAUUACGAAGCCGGUAGAGGAGAGCGAUGAAAUGAGGUAAUUCUGAGUGCUAAGUGACUUGCAGUUGGACAUGGAAAUAGGAUAGGAUAGUAAGAAUAGCAUCGACUCCUCUGAAUUGGAAUAGUUCACUGCUAGGCACCAGAGUUGUAGUUGGAAGUCAGUCAGUUCCAACAAAACAAAGCAAAUUCCAGCAGCGACAAACACCGCCCCAAGUCACGUUUCCCGGCCUGAUCUACGGCUUUCCGCCAAUCAGCAGUGGGCUGGGCAUCCAAAGGAACAAAAGAGCCCUGGUUGACG